Dictyostelium purpureum is the source of this 1492-nucleotide messenger RNA. Its product is annotated as WD-40 repeat-containing protein. Gene Ontology annotation, molecular function: histone binding. The transcript is spliced from 3 exons. Gene Ontology annotation, biological process: regulation of gene expression. The record is from RefSeq and is a predicted model, not a curated record. The coding region runs from base 103 to 1362 and encodes 419 amino acids. NCBI's taxonomy places the organism in Eukaryota, Evosea, Eumycetozoa, Dictyosteliales, Dictyosteliaceae. Gene Ontology annotation, cellular component: nucleus.
AAUUAAAUAGAGUUAUAUUUAAAUAUUUAUUUCAUUGUAUAAUUUUUUUGUGUAAAUAUUUAAAACACUAUUGUUAUUAAAUAAAUAAAUAUAAAUUAAAAAAUGUCAGCAAAUGAAGAUGUAGAAGAAAAAGUUAUUAAUGAGGAAUAUAAAAUUUGGAAAAGACACACCCCAUUUCUUUAUGAUAUGGUAAUUACCCAUGCACUUGAGUGGCCAUCACUUACUGUAGCUUGGUUACCUUCAAAAACAACCCCACCAAAUAAACAAUAUUGUAUAGAAAAAGUUAUUUUAGGUACACAUACAUCAGAUGAAGAACAAAAUUAUCUUAUGGUAGCAAAAGUUCAUUUACCAGUUGAUGAAGCUUCAAUUGAAUCAUUAAAAUAUGAUGAUUCUAAAGGUGAAUUAGGUGGAAUUGGUAAUGUUUCAGAAAAGAUUGAAAUUGUUCAAAAAAUUAAUCAUGAAGGUGAAGUAAAUAGAGCAAGAGUUAUGCCACAAAACCAUACAAUUAUAGCAACCAAAACAGUAUCAUCAGAGGUUUAUAUUUUCGAUACAACCAAACAUCCAUUAGAGCCAAAUCCUGAUGGUAAAUGCUGUCCAAAUCUUAAAUUAACAGGUCAUAAAAAAGAAGGUUAUGGUAUUAGUUGGAAUCCAACAAAGGAAGGUCAUUUACUUAGUUGUUCAGAUGAUCAAUCAAUUUGUAUGUGGGAUAUAGCAGCAGCCUCUAAGAGUGACUCAACAUUAGAAGCAUUGAAUAUUUAUAGUGCACAUACCUCAAUUGUUGAAGAUGUCGCAUGGCAUUAUAUCCACGAUAGUUAUUUUGGAUCAGUAGGUGAUGACAAGAAAUUAAUGAUUUGGGAUACACGUUCAGGCACCAAACCAAUUCACGCUGUAGAAGCCCAUGCAUCUGAAGUUAAUUGUCUUUCAUUCAAUCCAUUCAGUGAAUUUUUAGUUGCAACUGGUUCAACAGAUAAAACUGUAGCUCUCUGGGAUAUGAGAAACCUCAACAAUCGUUUACAUACCCUUGUCUCACACACUGAUGAAGUUUUCCAAGUACAAUUCUCACCACAUAACGAAACUGUUUUAGCAAGUUGUGGCUCUGACCGUAGAGUAAAUGUUUGGGAUCUUUCAAGAAUUGGUGAAGAACAAAACAAUGAAGAUGCUGCUGAUGGUCCACCAGAACUCUUGUUUAUACAUGGUGGUCAUACCUCUAAAAUUUCAGAUUUCUCUUGGAACCCACACGAUCCAUGGUCUAUUGCUUCCGUUGCUGAAGACAAUAUUCUUCAAAUUUGGCAAAUGGCUGAAAAUAUUUAUAACGAUCAAGAAGAUGAUGAAAAACUUUCCAACUCUCAAUUAGGUGAAUAAAAUAAAUAAUAAUAUUUAUAUAUAUUUUAAGCAAAAUAAAAAAGUUAUAAAAAAAAAAUAAAAAAAUAAAAAAACCAAUAAAUAAUAAAAAAAACAAAUAAAAAUAAUACCAAAUUUGGUUUCGUAUAUU